This is a messenger RNA of Rhododendron vialii, 919 nucleotides long. RefSeq lists its product as uncharacterized. Lineage: Eukaryota; Viridiplantae; Streptophyta; Magnoliopsida; Ericales; Ericaceae. The record is from RefSeq and is a predicted model, not a curated record. The transcript has 4 exons. The coding region runs from base 150 to 662 and encodes 170 amino acids.
UCCACCCUUCAAAUCUUUGCUCUCUCUCUCCAAUUUUUCACUUUCAGACAUUCACAGCUCUUCACGAGAGGAGGUCAGCGAAGACGAAGCAAGAAAGGGAGGUUCUUUUUUGUUUCUGGAGUACAUUUGAGCUGUGUAGUAGGGCAACCAUGGAAUUUGAAGCAUCAAAGCAAACGAUGAAGAAAUCUCCAAGAUACCAGCAAUAUGAAGGUGGGGAUUAUGGUUUUGAUCCCCAGGUGGAUUUUUUACAGUUCUUGGAAGAAGCAAGAAAGAACACAAGCAAAGACAAUUAUGAUGACACAACACAAUAUCCAGAAGAAGCUCAGAACAGACAAUCAGAUGAAGUGAAAAAGAACAGAAAAUCAUGGAAGAAGUCCCUCUUUUCAUGGUGGAAAGCUGGAAAGAAGAGCAAUUCAUGCAUGGUGGCACCAACUAGUAAUUCUUACAUUCCAAAGCCAAAACGCAGCCUUUCUGCCUCUGGUCCGAUGAGUGGGAGUGGAGGCAGCAACAGUUGCCGGUUCAGGCGUCAAACAUCCGGGCCUCUCAAGAGUAUCUUCCACUUGACAAAUGAUGAGGAGGAUGAGCUACCGUAUAUGUGCCUUGACAAGCUUGAUAACCCCCACAGUGUUCAGUCCUAUGGGCCUGUUUACUUGGUAACGUAGUGAAUGAAGGGCUUGCAAAUGGAAAUUCUGUCUCUACCUUGAAGAUAAAAAUUACUCGACGAGAGAUCUAGUCCACAAGAAUGUUGGUGACAAGGAAGGAAGUGUGAGUUUGUAACUUUUUGGUGAGUCAAAAUCGCUAGCUAGGUUUGUCAAAGUAGAAUACCAGUAAUGAUGGGUAUUAAACUGCAAACUGGGUUUUUCGGAUGAAAAUGUAUGGCUUGAAGUUCUCAAUUAAGAAGAGCAUAUUUUUGUAGUUA